Callorhinus ursinus (northern fur seal) is the source of this 3214-nucleotide messenger RNA. NCBI's taxonomy places the organism in Eukaryota, Metazoa, Chordata, Mammalia, Carnivora, Otariidae. The record is from RefSeq and is a predicted model, not a curated record.
UUGCCCAGCUACCAGUUCAGAGGAAGCAAAAAGGCUGCUGAUGGGGGAAAGAAGAAGUGAAGUGAGAGCCUGGUGUGGUGCGCAGGCCCGGAAUGAAGUGAGCAGGGGAGGGCUGAGGGCGCACACACAUCCAACUUCCCCUUCUCUCUGUGGACAGGACGGUGGUAGCAGCCCAGCAGCUGGACGGCAGCAACCCCACAGGUCUCCUUGGCCUCAUUUUAUGGACGAGAAACCCUGAAGCAUGGAGAAGUGGACUUAUUGCCCAAUGUCACAGCCCAGGGACUGAAUACUGGAGAUGGUUAUCAAAUUUGCAUCUUCCAAAGGCUCUGGCCUGCACUCUGCAUGUUUCCUCAUCUCUCUAGAUAGAGUCUUACUCAUCCGUAGAGCAACUCAGCCACCCAACCAUCUUGGGGAGGCUGCAGUGCACAGCGUGGGGAGAGCACUUGACUUGGAGCCUGGAGCUCUUGGUUUGAGUUCCAGCUUGACCACUGGCCUGCCGUAACCCCAGGCAAACCCCUGUGCGGUUUCCAGUUUCCCCACGAUCAACUGGAACCAUUUUGGACAUCAGGGUGGGAGCCAGUUCUCGGAAGAGACUGGGCACAGGACAUGGAUUGCUGGGGGACCUUUUUCCUCUGCCUGUGCUUCAUGACUUCUCAGAGUGAGACAGUGGAGACAUCCCAAGAAUCCCUGCUCUGGAUGGAGAAACUGGAGGUGAUGGCCAGAAGCCACAACUCGACUUCUCUUGCUGACCAGCAGAGAAAAGCCAGAAAAGGCUUCCUGAAGGAGGUGUCAACAAAGCUGGACCAGAAAGAGAGCCUCAUCCGGGGCCUGGAGUGCAAGCUGUUGAACGCCAGCUUCAGGGGCAGCAACCUGACCUUGCAGACGCCCACCAUCCAGUCACUGAUCUUCAAGCUGGGCUGCAACUUCGCCGGCCUGUCGCUGAGCAGCGCCACCAUGAAGCGGGUCCCCCAGGUCUCACAUGCCAUGCAGUUCCCGGCCGAGCUGACCCAGGACGCCUGCAGGGACCCCCCCAGGGAGCUGCGUCUCAUCUGCAUCUACUUCUUCACGGACUACUUUUUCCAGAAUACCAACUCAUCUCUGCUCAAUAACUAUGUCUUGGGAGCCCAGCUGGGUCACGGACACGUGAGCAACCUCAGUGAGCCCAUCAACAUCAGCUUCUGGCACAACCAAAGCCUGGAAGGCUACACGGUGACCUGUGUUUUCUGGAAGGAAGGAGCCAGCGAACAUUACUGGGGGCUCUGGAGCCCCGAGGGCUGUCGCACGGAGAAGCCCUCACCUUCCCAGGUGCUCUGCCGCUGCAAUCACCUCAGCUACUUUGCUGUUCUCAUGCAACUGUCCCCAGCCCCGGUCCCAGGAGAGCUGCUGGCGCCUCUCACGUACAUCUCCCUGGUGGGCUGUAGCAUCUCCGUCACGGCCUCGCUUCUCAGUAUCCUGCUGCACUGCCAAGCCAGGAAGCAGGGUGACUCCAUAACACGCAUCCACAUGAACCUGCAUGCCUCCGUGCUGCUCCUGAAUGUCGCCUUCCUGCUGAGUCCUGCGCUGGCCAUGCCCCCCGUGUCUGGGGCAGCGUGCACAGCGCUGGCCGCCAUCCUGCACUUUGCCCUGCUCAGCUGCCUCACCUGGAUGGCCAUCGAAGGCUUCAACCUCUACCUCCUCCUUGGGCGCGUCUACAACAUCUACAUCCGCCGAUACUUGCUCAAGCUCUGUGCGGUGGGCUGGGGAGUCCCGGCCCUCCUGGUACUGUUCCUUCUUGCUGUCAAGAACUCAGUGUAUGGACCCCAUGCCAUUCCACUCUCCGACAGCCAGGGAAAUGGCACAGGCUUCCAGAACAUGUCCAUGUUUCUUCCUCUUCCUGUGGUUCUGCUCCCAGAGGUGCCGCUCCGAGGCAGAGGUGGAGGCGGAGAUGGAGGCAUUCAGCUCCUCCCAGACGAUGCAGUAGGCUGGGUCUCCUCGCCUAGAAGCCGUGGCCUCUCUGGCCGCCUGCAGCCCCAGACUCCGGCCUCCCCCAGAGAAGCUGGCAGGCCAGCUGCUGGGCACCAGAGGCCACUGAGGCCUCCAGGCAGGCUUCUCGACCUCCAUGGCUUCCCCAGGCCCAGAGCGCAGGGUGUUGCUCUGCCUCCCCUCUCUUCGUGGGGAUAGGAUGGCAGAACCUCUUUCCCCUCCACCUGAGCCAGCUGGGCCCGUGGCCUGGCCAUAUGAUAAUUGGGUAGGUUUGAAUUGGCCCUGGUAGGUGUGAGGGUAUGGACGAGGUUCAGGAGCCCGUUCAUAGGCCCAGACACUGGGGUCUCCCCACCUACCUCCCUGCCCCCCACUCCCCGGCCUGGGGAGCCACGCCAACCCUGGCACUUCACCCCUCACCUGCAGAUGCUGGGUGCAGAACUCCUGGGUGCACAACAUCUUGGUCAUGGGCUAUGGUGGCCUCACGUCCCUUUUUAACCUGGUGGUGCUGGUCUGGGCGCUGCGGGUCUUGCACCGUCAAGCUCAGACUCCCGUUAUAGAGAAUCACCAUUGCCCUUGACCUCUCUGUCUUACCCAGAGGGAGAAGGCUCCCGAAGCCAGCUCCAUUCCCAGGCUGCACACCAGGGGGAGCUGUGGGCCUAUGCUCGGAAGCCAUUGGCUCCCAAAUCUGAUCUGGAAAUACUGUCACCUGUCCGGGGACGUGACACCAGAUGGAGGGGCCCUGCUUCCAGGACUGCUCCUGCUGAGUGACGGAAGAAAGGAUUCCAGCCCUGUUUAAACAGCCAUUUUUCUCUUCCCGACACAGCUCUUCGCUCUGGCUCUUGGGGUCUUGGGCAUAUGCGGUACUAGAGGGGGUGGGCGCGGGGAGGCUCUCGGGGCCCGGCUCCAGGCCGCCAGACAGGUAACAAUGACUCUGGAUGGCACGGUGAGGGUACUGGAGCUGGAUCCCUUUUCUCCUGGGGGAAUCCUCUGCCUUCUGUUCAUUUCCUGAUGCAGAGAGCCCUUUGCCUGCUGGUAAGGGCUGUAGGCUCUGGAGCUAGACUGCCUGGGCCCAGAUGGCCUUGCCACUUGCUAGCUAUAUGACUGGCCAAGCCACUCAAGCUCUCUGUGCCUUAGUCUUCCCAUCUGUAAAAUAGGGGCAGUCAUGGUGCCUAUUUUGAAGAUGAAAAAAAGAAUCCUUAGAAAGAGGCUUAGCAAGUAGAAAGUGCUCAAUAAAUAAUUAUUAUUGUUAUCA